CAACUGGCGGGACUUCUUCACAUGUAGGCUGCUGAAUUGGUUGUUUACCGAGCUUUAAGGCGUAUUUUUACUGAAUUGCUGCUGAAUAAAUCAAACAUGAUGGCUACACACGGUAAAGAAUGCUCUGGAGUAAACGGUGGCGCAACAUCGGGGUCUUCAAACGGCUGCAGCGAAGUUUUAGCAAACAAGAAACACUCUGUGGUAGUAAACGGAGGAGCCGCCGGGGACUCGUGUCACCCAAAGCCGAUAAACGGAGAGGCCGGGAGGGCAGAAAGGUUCACCUUUACCGCCGAACCGACCAUUGAGGAUAUUCGACGAAUGCAAGCGGAGUUCACGGACGAGCGAGACUGGAACCAGUUUCACCAGCCCCGAAACCUGCUGUUAGCCAUGGUGGGAGAGGUGGGUGAGGUGUCGGAACUCUUCCAGUGGCGUGGGGAGGUGGCGGAGGGCCUGCCGAACUGGACCGAGGCUGAGCGGGAGCAGCUGGCGCACGAACUGAGCGACGUGUUGAUCUACCUGGUGGAGCUGGCUGAGAAAUGUCAUGUGGAUCUUCCCCAGGCUGUGCUCCGCAAAAUGGCCCUGAACAGACUGAAAUACCCCGCCAGCAAAGUGCACGGUUCGGCCAAAAAGUACACCGAAUACCAAGACUGAGUUUGAUGAGAGGCUUUGGACAACAUAAAACUCUCCUGGACUUCCUGAUUACUGAACAAUCUCUCUUGGUUCAAAUGCUUUUUUUAUGGCGUCUGAAUAUCUGAAUGCUCUUCUUUCCUCUGGUACAUCUGCUUGCCUUGUUGCCAGCACAUGCAAUCCCAGUUUUAGCAGCAGGCAAUGCACUUAUAAACACCGUCUCAUUGCUUUUAUUGAGGGUAACUUUUAAACUCUACUUUUAGUCUCAUCAUUGUUUUCCCCGAGGGAAGCUGAUGCAAUGUACCCGCUUUGCAGAAGUGCUACUAUACUGCUGUCUGUGCCUUUGGGGCUAUUUGGGAGAAUGUAUUUUUCACAUUUAUAAAGUUUAAGUUUGACUCCAGGUUGGUUACAUGGGUCAAUCUGAGUUUAAGGAAAAUGAUCAAUACUCUCUACCAUUUCUAGGUACAAAAGAUGUGAAUUAGAUUUGUCAUCACGUUUUUUCAUUUAUAAUUAUCCUCCAUACUGAUGAUAUAAACUUGUUUCUGUUUUGUUUGGCUCUUUCACAUGUUUCUCCAAAGUAAAAGCUGCUGAAAUUC
Molecule: messenger RNA, 1223 nt
Organism: Cheilinus undulatus (humphead wrasse)
Lineage: Eukaryota; Metazoa; Chordata; Actinopteri; Labriformes; Labridae
Gene: dctpp1
Product: dCTP pyrophosphatase 1
Exons: 1
Coding region: 97-651 (184 amino acids)
Biological process (GO): nucleoside triphosphate catabolic process
Molecular function (GO): nucleoside triphosphate diphosphatase activity
Source: RefSeq, a predicted model, not a curated record